AUGGCUGCCUUUGCUCAUCUCUCUCCAUUCCAACCAAUCUCCUCCCCCAGAAUGACCAUAAAACCCCUUGCUGUCCUCAACAAAUCCUACAAAAUGCAGGUCCCUUAUGAAUUGAAGCAGGGACAGACACGACUUUUUCACCAACUCCCGUCUGGUCUGAAAAUGGAAGUGAUUGAGCAAAAGGGUCUUGUUCUAGCCGAUAAAGAAAAUAAUAGAGACCCAAGAGAGAGUCGAAAGAACCCACCUUUGGUUUUUGUUCAUGGAAGUUACCAUGCAGCUUGGUGCUGGGCUGAGCAUUGGUUGCCUUUCUUUUCAGGGUUUGGCUUUGAUAGCUAUGCUAUUAGCUUGUUGGGUCAGAAGGGCAUUGAGAUGCAUGAGGAACAAAUACCUGGAAUUACUUCGACUGCCAUUAUAGCACUGAUUAGGUAUAUGUUGCCUACACAAAUGCAGGGUGAAAGUGAUGCACCAGCUAGUCCUGUUGCUGGUUCUCUCCAGACACAUGCAGGUGAUGUCCAUGACUUCAUCCAGAAAAAGCUAAAGUUGCCACCAGUGUUGCUUGGGCACUCAUUUGGAGGGUUAAUCAUUCAGUACUACAUUGCAAAUAUAAGGAACAAACAAAAUUUAGAAAAGAAAGUGCUGUACCAUGAUCUUGCUGGAGCUGUGCUUGUCUGCUCUGUACCGCCUUCAGGUAAUAGCGGGUUAGUGUGGCGGUAUCUGUUUUCCAAACCUAUUGCUGCUUUUAAGGUGACACGCAGCUUGGCGGCUAAAGCUUUUCAAACUGAUCUUUCACUCUGUAAGGAAACAUUUUUCAUAUCAAUGAUGGAGGAUCAUCUAGUGAGACGGGUGCUCAAGACUGUCAAUCAGUAUACUUACCUCAGUGGUGAGCUUAUAAUGGAAAUUUCUCGUGCAAUUUCAAACUUGCCCAUCAAAGGCAAUGCUUUAGCUUUGUGUUACCAAGAACUAAUGAAAGAAAGCUCAAGAAUUCCAUUGUUUGAUCUAAGAAAGCUUAAUUCAUCACUUCCAGUUCCGUCAGUGCCAAAAUCGUCUAUCGAAGUCCUUGUGCUGGGCGCAAGUGAUGAUUUCAUAGUGGAUGCCGAAGGACUCAAUGAAACUGGCAGGUUUUACGACGUAUCACCAAUCUGUGUUGAAGGGGUUGCCCAUGACAUGAUGCUAGAUUGUUCGUGGGAAAAAGGUGCUAGGGCUAUUCUAUCAUGGUUAAAUAGUUUAAGAAGAUAG
Dovyalis caffra is the source of this 1236-nucleotide messenger RNA. Lineage: Eukaryota; Viridiplantae; Streptophyta; Magnoliopsida; Malpighiales; Salicaceae. The record is from the annotation of a GenBank genome assembly.